AGCUAAUUUGACUUUUGACAGAGACAUCUGGACAUCGUGUAUAUCAAAAUGGCCACAGUAUUGAUCGCUAUUGAUGAGAGUCCCUUCGCAGAAAAUGCAUUCAAAUGGUAUGUGGAGAACUUUCACAAGCCUGCCAACAAAGUGAUUUUACUGCAUGUGAUAGAAAACCUGGGCAUUCAGGACAUGAGCCCGGCCCGCUAUAUGGAGUUACAGAGGGAGGCUAAACAAAAGGCCGAGGACCUGAAACAAAAAUACACCGACCUGGCCAAAUCCAAAGGGGUUGAAUCGGUGGAUAUCCAGAUCAAGACAUCGGACAAACCGGAACACUCAAUCGUGGACCUGGCAGAAAAGCUGAAGGUGACCUACAUUGUGUCCGGAAGUCGGGGGAUGGGGGUGAUCCGCCGGACCAUCCUGGGCAGCACCAGUGACUUUAUCCUCCAUCAUGCCCAUUGCCCCGUGCUCAUCUGUAAAUCCGGGUAGCGGCUCAGAGCGAGGCUCCAGGUCACAGCGUAUUUAGAACUUAUUAUUCGGGUAUUUUUACAGUGUAAUCGUGUAUUUAAUAUGUACUUACGAGGGUGGGACAGUUUGUAGAAUGACAGUUGUCUCCCUUGAAUUUCUGCUGAAUGUUUUCAUUUUGGACUCAGGAUAAUGUAUUAGUAUUUGUUGUGUUAAUAUGUUAAGAUACAGUUUUUUUUAAUAUAUAAAGAAAUAUUCUAAGCUC
Magallana angulata is the source of this 721-nucleotide messenger RNA. RefSeq names its product putative universal stress protein SAUSA300_1656. Bases 49 to 480 code for a protein of 143 amino acids. The record is from RefSeq and is a predicted model, not a curated record. NCBI's taxonomy places the organism in Eukaryota, Metazoa, Mollusca, Bivalvia, Ostreida, Ostreidae. The transcript is spliced from 6 exons.